Messenger RNA from Symbiodinium natans, 1485 nucleotides. The record is from the annotation of a GenBank genome assembly. NCBI's taxonomy places the organism in Eukaryota, Dinophyceae, Suessiales, Symbiodiniaceae.
AUGGCCAUCCCCUACCUCGUUGCGGCUUUCCCACAAUAUGAUUGGGUCCUGAUUGAUCAUGACAUGGCCUUUACAGGUGAUUGGGACUUGGAAGAACUAGUUGCACUAGCCCCGACAUGGCAGCGACUACAGACCCUGGCCAUGCCAUCAGGGCAGGGUGCAACGAGUGCAAACACUGUACGAGAGUUAGACCCUCAGGCUGGUGGCUCGACUAGUGAUCCUUACACCCGAUCACCUAGCGCCAAGGUGUAUGUUCCAUCGGCCGACCCACAUGUCAAGCUUCUCCUCUGCACAGAGCGCAACCUCGAUGCCAAUGGAGGAUUUGCUGUCAUGACAAAGGUGGAGGGAACUGCUCGACUCUUCGGAACGCGCUCGGAGUCUGCGGUUUUGGCGGAUCCACAAGCCCACCUCCUCUUAAGAGGGACACCGUUUUAUGGGGCCACAGCAACCUCCACUCUCGACUUUGCCACUGCAUGGAUGCUGUUAGGUCGGUAUGUCCAUGUUGAUGCUCCGGAGGAUUGGAAAGAAGCCUUCCCUGGAUACGCAGUGUGGGGAAUGGCAUGCUAUGAGCAGGCAUUUUUACCAUGUGUCGCUGCUCUGGCCACGUUGGGAUGGGCCCCCACUCUAGCGGAAUCGCUCUGGGGCACCCCGGACAUGAAGCCGCUCCGGGCAAUGGCCGGGUCGAGUGAUGGGGAAGCUAGAUGGCAAGUGAUGCCCGGACUUGCGAUUUCCAUGCCAAAACACAUCCCUGUGUACGGCCCGGAUGCGCCGCCGCCCGCCCAAUGGAAGUGGUGCUUUCCGCACCUUACAAUGUCACAUCGAAGUCUCCUUCUUCAGCUGCAAGCGACUUUUGUGGGCAGCCCUGAAGCGGGUGCCUGCCGACUGGUGCCCCAUCCGGCCUGUGCCUACCGGCAUCUUCCCUGGCACCCGCUGCACCCAGCCUGGUGCAAGGACUUUACCAGACUUCCUCACAUGAAGGGGCAGUUCCAUGGUUUCACCCGUUGCAUAGAUCCGUUGCGUCGGUCGAAGCAAAAGACGACCAUCUUCCCUGAUCCUCCAGCAGGCUGGACUGCAGGCUGCAUGCCAAGCCGUACUUUGGCCAGCCAAAGUUUUGACUGGCCACAUGGAGCUAAGCCAACUGGCAAUAUACGUUUCCUUACGAAUUUGGCUUUCGCCAUGGCGUACUUUGCCUCUUGCGGCGAGGGCUAUUCGGCAUACCUCCCGAGCACCCAGUACCUGGGUGAUUUGCAGCACCAAUGGUCCCUUCCGCGGCAGACAACAGUUCCCGAUGGCUUCCGGCUGCAGUGCGGAGAGACGAGCGAUGACUCGCCCUCCACCGGAAGUACCGGUGUACCGCGCAGCGACGGUGGGCAGUCAGAUGCUCCCUCUUGGAACCAGCCAAGCAUGGAUCUGAGCAGCGCAAACCCCGAGCCAGUGACUGCAGCACCCGCGCACCUCCGUGCAGAAGAUCUUGGCUGCAUGUGA